UUUUCGGUACAUUAUUCAAGUAUAUACUAAAAACCCUCGCUCAAAUCCUCUCCCUCCCACCAUGAAACCAUUUUGUGUUUUACUUACUUUCUUGCUCUUGCUAGCAGCAAGUAGUAAGAAGGUGAACUCAGCCAAAACCGAAACAGUGUCCUUCAACUACAACUCUUUCAAUCAAGGUAACCCAGCAAUAACUUUCCAAGGUGACGUCACUGUUCUUUCAGAUGGCAAUCUCCUGCUCACCAAUCUCAACAAGUCAAAUAGCGUCGGCCGUGUUCUGUAUGCCACGCCGGUGCGCAUUUGGAGCAGUGCCACCGGCAAUGUCGCCAGCUUCGUCACCUCCUUCUCUUUCGAGAUGAAGGAUUAUAACGAUUAUGAUCCUGCCGACGGUAUCAUCUUUUUUAUUGCACCGGAAGAUACCCAGAUUCCUGCCGGCAGUAUUGGUGGUGGAACCUUAGGUGUCUCUGACACCCAAGGUGCGGGUCACUUUGUUGGCGUAGAGUUUGAUACCUAUUCCAACAGUGAGUACAAUGAUCCACCCACUCAUCACGUUGGAAUUGAUGUAAACAGUGUGAAAUCGUUGAAGACCGUACCAUGGAAAAGUGUGAGUGGAGCAGUGGUGAAAGUGACUGUGAUAUAUGACUCUUCAUCAAAGACAUUGAGUGUUGCUGUGACCAACGAGAAUGGCGAUAUUACCACCAUUGCCGAAGUUGUUGAUUUGAAGGCGAAGCUUCGGGAGAGGGUCAAGUUCGGUUUUUCUGCCUCCGGCUCCGCUGGCGGUCGUCAGAUACAUCUCAUCCGUUCGUGGUCGUUUACUUCGACCUUGUUAACAACAACAACUACAAGAAGCAUCAACAACAACGAAAAGAAAAUAAUGAAUAUCUUAACUGCAUGAUUUG
This is a messenger RNA of Arachis stenosperma, 896 nucleotides long. Its product is annotated as galactose-binding lectin-like. The coding region runs from base 62 to 892 and encodes 276 amino acids. The transcript has a single exon. NCBI's taxonomy places the organism in Eukaryota, Viridiplantae, Streptophyta, Magnoliopsida, Fabales, Fabaceae. Gene Ontology annotation, molecular function: carbohydrate binding. The record is from RefSeq and is a predicted model, not a curated record.